Messenger RNA from Rhododendron vialii, 693 nucleotides. RefSeq lists its product as uncharacterized. The record is from RefSeq and is a predicted model, not a curated record. The coding region runs from base 1 to 693 and encodes 230 amino acids. The transcript is spliced from 4 exons. Lineage: Eukaryota; Viridiplantae; Streptophyta; Magnoliopsida; Ericales; Ericaceae.
AUGAACAAUGUGGCUAAUUGUGCUAAUGCAAGAUGCCUCUUAGAACACGUGCUAGAGCAGGUGAGAUCGAAAGUUGGGGUGGCUGUGGCUGAGAAGCGCCGGUUGAGGAUGAGGGAUUUCAUUGCAGUUCUUGUGGCUGCAAACCUUCUAAACCUAGCUCCUAGGGAGAGUGCGAAUAGUCUUGCAAUGUCAGCGAUGAGGGAGUUCAGCCGUAGAAAUCCACCUACAUUUGAUGGGUUGAGCAGUGACCCUCUUAUCACAGAGGAUGACUUGCGAGUCAAUAUCGUAGCCGUUCAGCUUACUAGGGAAGCAAAUGAGUGGUGGGAGUCGGUAUUGGAAUCAAGGAAUGACGUAAGGAGAGCAGAAAGGACCGUGGCUCAAGCAAAUGAGCCAAAUGUAGAGAACAUAACUUGGGCCGAAUUUGAGGUGCUCUUCGAGGAACAAUAUUUUCCUGAAACAAGUCGUGACCAAUUGAGCGAUGAGUUUGAAAGGCUAGAGCAAAGGGAUAUGACCGUAUCGGAGUAUGUCUUAAAGUUUCAAUCCUUGUCCCGUUUCGCACCAGAGUUAGUUGCUAUUGAAGAAAGAAAGUGUAGAUGGUUUGAAAGGGGCUUGCACGAUACCGUGAAGAAGUAUGUUGUGGCGCAACACAAAGGGAAGUUUUCUAAAGUUAUUGAGUGUGCGAGGAGCAUCUAG